This is a messenger RNA of Micromonas commoda, 1401 nucleotides long. RefSeq lists its product with no specific name. The coding region runs from base 1 to 1401 and encodes 466 amino acids. NCBI's taxonomy places the organism in Eukaryota, Viridiplantae, Chlorophyta, Mamiellophyceae, Mamiellales, Mamiellaceae. Gene Ontology annotation, molecular function: protein binding. The transcript has 2 exons. The record is from RefSeq and is a predicted model, not a curated record.
AUGGACAGCAAGAAGAUGUACGAGGCCGUCUUCGGCAAGAGCUCGUCGUCGUCGUUCAGCGGCCAGGGCAGGACCUUGGGCACCAAGGCGGAGGACGAGGAGAAGAAGAAGGCGCGCAUCGCCGCGCUCGAAGCCGAGGCUGCGAGGCGACGCGCGCAGGCUGGGGGCGGCGCGUCGGGAGGAGGCGGCGCCCCGUCGCGCGGCGGUCUCGCGCCGAGCGGUGCGGCCGCCGCCGCCGCCGCGCGCCUCGCCGCCGGCGCCGGUGGAUCAUCCGCGGACGACAUGCGCCGGCAGAUCCUCGCCGAGCGCGAGCGACGUCGCGCGGCGAUGCUCAAGGAGAAGGAGGAACGCGAGAAGGCGCUCGCCGCCGAGGAUGAGGAUCCCGCGAUGGCGCCGCUCAACGACGCCGUCGCCCGCGUCGCCGCGCACGCCGACGCGGAGGCGUCCGCGUCGCUCCUGCUGCGCAUCGUCGGCAACGCGUUGAACAACCCGACGGAGCCCAAGUACCGAAGGGUUCGACUCGCCAACCCCAAAAUCGCCGCCGCGGUGCUCGACACCGACGGGGGGCUCGUGUUGCUCGAAUGCUCCGGGUUCAGGCUCGUGUUCGAGGACGACGGCGGCGAGGGCGACCCACGCGUCAUGGUCCUGGACGCGGACGCGGACCCGGCGCCGCUGAGCGCGGCUUUUCGUAGGCUGGCCAGGCUCGCGCCCGCCGCGGCGGCAAAGUUUUCGCAAGCCGCGCCAGCUGUGACGGCGCCUCGUCCGCCGGACCCGGCCAAGCCCCCCGCGGCGGGUCGUAACGCGAGGGCGUUCACGCCCGCGGAGGUGUGCGCCGCCGCCGUCACCGACCUCGGGGACGAGUACUUCCAGCGGACGCCCGAGGAGAUCCAGGCGGAGAUGGCUCGCAAGCGGGCGCAGCGCGAGCGAGAUUCGGUGUUGACGACGAAGUCGUGGAAGGAUAAAAACAGGUUCGGUUGGGAAGGAGGGGACGGUCCGGCGGGCGGCGGGUUCGACGCGGGUAAGCCCGCGGUGGUCCGCGUGCGCAUGCCGGACGGCGUCGUGCUUCAAGGGGACUUCGGUAGGCGCGAGCCCGCGGGGGCGGUGAGGGAGUUUGUGGCGAGCGCGCUGCGAGAACCCCACAGGACGUUUUCGCUCUCCUUCCUCGGCAAGCCGGUGACGGAGGACGACGAGGGGGGCGCCGCCGCCAAGGCUGCGGCGGAGCGCGAGCAGGCGAAGGCUCGCGGGGGUAAAGGCGCGGGGUACGCCGCGGCGGGGACGGUGGAGGGCGCGGGUCUGUUUCCGUCCGCGCUGGUGACGCUCAAGUGGACGGAUGCGAACACGGAUGGCGGGAAGGCCGCGCUCGCGUCCGCGCUCAUGGCGUCCGCCGAGCCCCUCGAGUGA